Eutrema salsugineum is the source of this 1515-nucleotide messenger RNA. Its product is annotated as 4-hydroxy-tetrahydrodipicolinate synthase 1, chloroplastic. NCBI's taxonomy places the organism in Eukaryota, Viridiplantae, Streptophyta, Magnoliopsida, Brassicales, Brassicaceae. The transcript is spliced from 3 exons. The record is from RefSeq and is a predicted model, not a curated record. Gene Ontology annotation, molecular function: 4-hydroxy-tetrahydrodipicolinate synthase activity. Bases 193 to 1290 code for a protein of 365 amino acids.
ACAUAUAGUGAAUGAAAAAUCCUAACCUUUUGCACUGUCUUCUUCCAUCCCUUGCAACGUUCCCGGUUGGAUUAUCACUUAUCAGGCAGUGUGCCUACUAGCCACUAUUAUCACACAGCCUCCAACUGUUUUGUAUCUCUCUCGUUGUGCGACUUUGAUUCUUCUAAGGUUCCGAUUGAAAUCAGAGUUUCGAUGGCAGCUUUGAAAGGUUAUGGCUUGAUCUCCAUUGACUCUGCCCUCCAUUUCCCUCGUCCACAUCAAUUCGAGGGCUACAAGAGAAGAAAUGCGAAAUGGGUCUCUCCAAAAGCAGCUGUUGUGCCAAACUUCCAUCUCCCAAUGCGUAGUCUCGAGGAUAAAAACAGGACAAACACAGACGAUAUAAGGUCCCUUAGAGUGAUCACAGCCAUUAAAACACCGUAUCUACCUGAUGGAAGAUUCGACCUCGAAGCAUAUGAUGACUUAGUCAACACGCAGAUAGAAAACGGAGCCGAAGGUGUGAUUGUUGGUGGCACAACCGGUGAAGGCCAAUUGAUGAGCUGGGACGAACACAUAAUGCUUAUAGGCCAUACCGUAAAUUGUUUUGGUGGAAGAAUCAAAGUCAUUGGAAACACCGGAAGCAACUCUACUAGGGAAGCUAUACAUGCCACUGAGCAAGGUUUCGCUGUUGGAAUGCACGCAGCUCUGCACAUAAACCCUUACUAUGGAAAAACUUCCAUUGAAGGCAUGACUGCUCACUUUCAAACCGUUCUUCAUAUGGGACCUACGAUUAUAUACAAUGUGCCAGGUCGUACGAGUCAAGACAUACCUCCUCCGGUUAUCUUUAAGCUUUCUCGGAAUCCUAAUUUGGCUGGAGUUAAGGAAUGCGUUGGUAAUAACAGAGUCGAAGAGUAUACUGGGAAUGGAGUUGUUGUGUGGAGUGGAAAUGAUGAUCAGUGCCAUGAUUCUAGAUGGGAUCAUGGGGCGACUGGAGUUAUAUCGGUCACUAGCAAUUUGGUUCCAGGUUUGAUGAGGAGGUUAAUGUUUGAAGGUAGAAACUCGGCGUUGAACUCAAAGCUUCUGCCUUUAAUGGAUUGGCUAUUCCAAGAACCGAAUCCGAUUGGUGUUAACACUGCUUUGGCUCAGCUAGGUGUUGCGAGGCCGGUUUUUCGGUUACCGUAUGUGCCAUUGCCUGUGUCCAAAAGGGUUGAGUUUGUUAAACUGGUUAAGGAAAUCGGAAGGGAGCAUUUUGUAGGAGAGAGAGAUGUUCAGGUGCUUGAUGAUGAUGACUUCAUAUUGAUCGGUCGGUAUUAGAAUGUCUUCCUUGAAGAUUGGUUCUGUUCAUACAUCUCUUGUUGGUUGUUUUAGCUGAUGAGAAACUUACAGAUGAAUCAUAUAGCUGUUCUGGUCUGUUGCUUUUGUUAUGAAUCUGGUGGUUUCUUUCUGACUCUCUUCUUCUUAAACAGAGAAGAGUGUGUUUGAUUGUGUUUUGUCUCUGCGUGUUUUGCUCUGUUAUAAUUACGAAAUGGCAUGAUGAUU